Messenger RNA from Tupaia belangeri chinensis (Chinese tree shrew), 4507 nucleotides. RefSeq names its product EPM2A interacting protein 1 (gene EPM2AIP1). The coding region runs from base 105 to 1931 and encodes 608 amino acids. Gene Ontology annotation, biological process: positive regulation of glycogen biosynthetic process. The record is from RefSeq and is a predicted model, not a curated record. The transcript is spliced from 2 exons. Lineage: Eukaryota; Metazoa; Chordata; Mammalia; Scandentia; Tupaiidae.
GCUGAGGUGAUCUGGCGCAGAGCGGAGGAGGUGCUCGGCGCUGCUGCGGCUCCUCCCCUUGCGGCCUCUCUGAGGUUGGCCCUUCUCCUGUGGCCUCCCGGAGAAUGUGGAUGACGCCCAAGAGGAGCAAGAUGGAAGUGGACGAGUCUCCAGUUUUCCGGCCCGAGUGGACCCAGCGUUACUUGGUGGUGGAACCUCCUGAGGGCGACGGAGCCCUGUGCCUGGUCUGUCGUCGCCUCGUCGCAGCUACACGCGAACGCGACGUUAGGCGACACUACGAGGCCGAGCACGAAUACUACGAACGGUAUGAGGAGGAGGCCGAGCGCGCAGCUCUGGUGGAGCGUCUGCGUCAGGGCGACCUGCCGGUGCCUGCCCCGCUCUCUCCUGAGCAGAGAACUGCUCGGGCAGGCCUCGCGCUCUGCCGCCUCUUGGCUUUGAAGGGCCGCAGCUGGGGUGAGGGGGACUUUAUAUACCAGUGCAUGGAGUUGUUGCUUAGGGAAGUACUGCCCGAGCACGUCAGCGCCUUGCAAGGCAUUGAAUUAUCUCCAGCAGCCACAAGGCAGCGGAUCCUGAGCAUUGAUGGGAAUCUACGCAGUCAGCUUUAUAAUCGCGCCAGAGACUUUAAAGCUUAUUCCCUUGCUUUGGACGACCAGGCUUUUGUGGCCUACGAGAACUACCUUCUGGUCUUCAUCCGUGGCGUGGGUCCUGAUUUGGAGAUACAAGAAGACCUUCUGACCAUAAUCAACCUGACUCAUCACUUCAGUGUUGGUGCGCUGAUGUCGGCAAUCUUGGAGGCCUUGCAGACAGCAGGGCUUAGCUUGCAGCGAAUGGUUGGACUAACCACAACUCACACUUUGAGGAUGAUUGGCGAGAACUCUGGAUUGGUCUCAUAUAUGAGAGAAAAGGCCGUAAGCCCCAACUCUUGGAACGUUAUCCAUUACUCAGGAUUUCUUCACUUGGAACUGUUGAGCUCCUAUGAUGUAGAUGUGAAUCAGAUCAUAAAUACCAUAUCUGAAUGGAUAGUUUUGAUUAAGACCAGAGGCGUCAGGCGACCAGAAUUUCAGACUUUACUAACUGAAUCGGAAUCAGAGCAUGGCGAAAGGGUUAAUGGACGAUGUCUAAAUAAUUGGCUGAGAAGAGGGAAAACUUUAAAAUUAAUAUUUUUGCUAAGAAAAGAAAUAGAAACAUUCUUGGUUUCAGUAGGGGCCACAACAGUCCAUUUCACAGACAAGCAAUGGCUUUGUGACUUUGGCUUCUUGGUGGAUAUUAUGGACCAUCUUCGAGAACUCAGUGAAGAAUUGCAAGUUACUAAGGUCUUCGCUGCUGCUGCCUUUGACCAUAUUUGUACUUUUGAAGUUAAGCUGAAUUUAUUUCAAAGACAUAUUGAGGAAAAAAACCUAACACACUUUCCUGCCUUCAGAGAGGUUGUUGAUGAGCUUAAACAGCAAUUUAAGGAAGAUGAAAAAAUAUUUGAUCCUGACAGGUACCAAAUGGUGAUCUGUCGGCUACAAAAAGAAUUUGAAAGACAUUUUAAGGACCUCAGAUUCAUUAAAAAGGACUUAGAACUUUUUUCAAAUCCAUUUAACUUUAAACCUGAAUAUGCACCCAUCUCAGUAAGGGUGGAACUAACAAAACUUCAAGCCAACACUAACCUCUGGAAUGAAUACAGAAUCAAAGAUUUAGGGCAAUUCUAUGCUGGAUUGUCUGCUGAAUCUUACCCAAUUAUCAAAGGGGUUGCUUGUAAGGUGGCAUCCUUGUUUGAUAGUAACAACAUAUGUGAGAAGGCGUUUUCAUAUUUGACUCGGAAUCAACACACUUUGAGCCAGCCACUGACAGAUGAGCAUCUCCAAGCCCUUUUUCGGAUUGCUACAACUGAUAUGGAGCCCUGUUGGGAAGAUCUUGUGAGAGGAAGAAAUGAAUCUAAUCCAUAAGCCUUGGUAGUACAAUAUUGAAUUCAGUUCUAAAGCAAACAGUUUUCAGGUUUACUGAUUUGGAUUGUGGGAAUGAACUGUUUGUUAAAAGCCUUCAGAUUGAUCACAAUUCAAAUCCUGAUAGUUGCCUUCUUUUCAUCUUAUGUGGCAACAUGCGACUGAUACAUGAGAAUACCACCUUUUUCAAAACUUAGCUUAAUGACAGUCAUUGACUUUUAGAAUAUAAUCGAUUUAAAGAAGUUUAGUAUUGAUAAUGUGAGUUGAGUUAGAAAUUUGUUUUUAAGGUGUGCUGAAGAUAUAUGGCAAAAAUCUUAGCCCCUAUUUUAACGAAGAAUUGAAAUUCUGAUAUAGUCUGAAAUUAUCAACUCUUUAAAUGAGUGUUUGAACCAAUUUGCAGAAACAUAGCAAGUUUGAUAAGAAAGAACAGACGUGAAGGUAUUUUGUCUAUCAAAAGUUUGAGACAAUAUUUUUUAAACAUGUUUCUGAGUCUGAAGUAAAUAUUGACAGAUUUUUCCCUUUCACCUCCCCUCCACCACCCCAGGGAUAAUAAUAUUAAUAGAGGAAGUAUUCAAUUAAAAUUUUAGUCAGAGGAGCAAGAAUGAUUUUUAGGUUGCUGAUUUAGAAGGCUUGCGGUUUGGACAUGUGACUAAUUAUUAGGAGUAUCCCCUGAAUUUUUUCACAACCGAGGGCUGUUUUAUCAGCUUGCCUAUUAAAGGACGAUGGCAUCAACCCUAGGAGAAAAUGGCAUGCUAUUUAUUUGCUACUUUCCUUUACAGAUGAUUUUUGGCUCUUCUGGGAUUUUAAAAGUAAGUAAAUUUAACAAAAUAUUAGAAUGGCUCAGCCCUUUUGGUCACUAAAUACUCAGUUCUCUUGCUUUCUUACUGCAGUAUCCUCAUCUCCACAAGGGAGAUAACUCAAAAGUGACAUCUAGUUAAUGUGUACUUUUAGAUUUACUACUUUGCUUUCUUGUUCCCAUGCCUCUCUGAACUUAUUAUCUGUGUAACUGGGGCUUUUUAGGUUUAGGUGGGAGAGUCUCUGUUUCCUUAAGCCAUUUUGUUCAGUUUAAGAGAUUAGCAAGUGUUGUACUCUCAGUUGGAUAUUUAAUCUGAGGCACAUGAACUUAUUCAGAGAUCGUAACGCUAGGUGUAAUAAUCAUCCAGUGAAUAGAUCAUUGCUGCAAAACUAGCAUUUAAUCAACCUUUGGGUUAAGGGAUUUCUCAUUUUUAUCUUAUUUUUAAUAACUGAAAAAUUGCCUCAUCCUACCCAAUAGGUAUUGGUAUUGUAACUUUCCUAUUCUCUUUCAUUUCUGCCUGCAAACUGAUUCUUUUCUGAGUUCAUCUCUUUUCUUUACAUUUUGUUAAAUGCAGUCCAACCACAAAAUAUUUUAUUUUCCUACCUUUUUCAUUAGUAAAGAGUAGAUUAUCUGCCUUCCAGGUUGUCUCAAGGGACAAUUUCACUUUCCCAUAAUAGGAAUCACUCCUAUGUAAAUUAUCUCUUCAUUCCUCCAGUAGCAGUUUCCAGAAUACCUAACCAGUAAAACAGUGUUCACUAUUUUAGUGUGUGUUUUUGUUUUGUUUUGUUUUAUUUUUAAAUAGGAACCCAUUUCUCUGUCAGCAUAGACUAGGUUGCAAUGGAGUAACAAUUAUAAAAUCUCAUUGUCUCGCACAACUUUCUAUUGCAACUUGGCUAGGGACUUUGCUCUUGGUCAGAGAUUGGUCAAUUACAGCUUACAGGCAAAAAUCUGUCCUACCACCUGUUUCUCUAAAAAAAAGUUUUACUGGAGCCUGGUCUACUUACUUACUGGCUGUGGCUGCUUUUGCUCUGUGAUGGCAGAGUUGAGUAGUUGCAACAAAUAGUAUGUACCCCACAAAGUAUAAAAUAUUUACUCUGUGGCCCUUUACAGAAGAAGAUCAUUAAUCCCUGUUUUAAAUUAUCCUUGUUCUGGGAUUCAGGCUGACCAAGCAGAUACCAAGUGUGGCUGUUCACUUUGGGAAAUGGAAAAAGAAAGUGACAAAUCACUUAUAGACCCUAAAAGCACUUUAUUGGUCAAAGGAAAUCACAUAACCACACCAAAGUUCAAGGAGGAGUAUAAUCCUUCCACAUAACUGGGAAGAAAAUCAAUAGUAUUUGGAAGAACACUACUGAUUAACAUAUGGUUACAUCUCCAUUUAUAUCAUUUGUUUCAAUAUAUAAAAAUACCAAGUGUGCACUUCAGUGGGUUUUUAUAUACAUCUUAGAAUACCACCUGGACCUAGAUAAAAUAUUUCUAGUACCUCAAGAGGUAUCCUUUUUCCCCUCCUAUGCACAGAGAACCACUAUGCUGACCUUUUUCACCACAGAUUAGUUUUGCCUAUUUUAAAACUUUAUGUAAAUGCAAUGAGUAUAUGCACUUUGAUGUCUUUUGUUCAACAUUAUGUCUGUGAGACUAAUUCAUGUUGUAUGUAGCAGCAGUUCAUUUUUUACUUCUGUGUAGUAUUUCAUUGUAUGACUAUGCCACAGUUUAUCCAUUCUACUGUUGAUGGAAAUUUGGAUUAUUUUCAUUUGUGGUCAUUAUGAAUAAAGUUGCUAUGAAAAUA